AUGGCUACUGAAGUCAUUCGGACUGAUACUCUCUACGCCUCGGACAUCGCUCCCGGACACGCGAUAAAUACCCAAAGCGUCACUGGCCAUGGCCGAGUUCACAAUGGCCACGUCUUCAUGCUAAAGCGCACUUCAACUUACAACAAGAAGGUGCAGGAUAUUUAUCCAUGGCUGACCUCUUUAUUCUUCGAAGAGACCCAUGACCGCAUCCGCAACAAUGCCAAGAUCAGAGAGCAGAACUCGAAACCCGGUUCGAGCGGCCAUUAUUCGGGGAAGUCGAUUUUGGAGUCGCCUACCUUCAAGGAGUGGCGUGCGAAGCAGAUUCGGGAGCUAUGGUAUCUUGGAAUGCCUGGCGCAGGGAAAUCCGUCAUGGCGUCCAUAAUCAUCGAAAGUUUGUCAGAACACCAAAGGGACUGCAAAGAUGACCCAGGCAGUACAAGGGUUGCCUACAUGUACCUGAAUUACAAAGAGCCGUAUGCCUUGGAAGAGUUACUUGGGAGCAUUAUCAGACAAAUCAUCAUAGAUGAUCAAGAGCACCCAUCCCCCUUGGUUGAACUCUGGAAGCACUGUAAUUAUGGUAAGAAUAGGCCGCCAUUGACAGGGCUGAUAAAGGUGCUGAAACAGUUAUUACUCGAUCGGCCUGCUUAUAUUGUCAUCGACGCCUUGGACGAGUACCCGCUUGAAAAGCGCAGAGACCUUAUGAACAAGUUGGGAGAAUUUGAAAAUAUUUAUAUUCUGGUCACGUCCCGAAUGUUGCCCGAGUGGCAGGGCAUGGAAAGCACCUGUACCCAGGCCAAGCUUGAGGCAGAUCCGAAGGAUCUAGAUCUUUUUGUCGAGCACGAGUUCCAAGAAAGCCGCUUAGUACAGUUCGAAAAAUCCCGAGCCGGACUGCGUGAUGAGAUUAAGGUCGCUGUGAAAACCGCCUGUGCCGGAAUGUUCCUUCUUGCCAGCCUACUGAUGCGUUCGAUAACGAACCAAGCCACGCUGGCCCAUGUAGCUCAGUUGAUCAAAAAACUGCCUACGAGUAUCGAUGACAUGUAUCAACACACGCUGGACCGGAUGAAACAAUUAGAAGCGCAAAAACGGGAGUUGGCGUUCGAUACCAUAUCAUGGGUUGUGUUCAGCCACCGCUCCUUAACGGUUCCAGAACUUCAGCAUUGCAUGGCUGUGGAUUGUGAUACUGAGAAGUUCGACAAGAAUAAAAUGUAUGGGAAGGAAAUGAUUCGGGAGGUUUGUGGUGGCCUCGUGACCGUAAGCAAUGAUGUCGUUGUCCUCGCUCACUACACUGCACAAGAGUUUUUUGCACGAAAGCGCGAUGAGCUGUUUCCUGGGUUUACUACCAAAGCUGCCCGCACCUGCAUCUCCUAUCUCUCCCUCCAGGUAUUGGAGGAGCGGGAGGAGGUACAAAACCAGCAAGUAUACGCAGGCAAUGGUCUCGUACCUGACUGGAUUUUCAAAGACCCGAGCUCUGGCAACCAAGCUAGACUCUCCUACAGUCAGAAGCGAGCAAAAUUUCCAUUUUUAAGAUACGCCGCACCGUACCUCGCCCGUCACCUGCAAGAUUUGGGAGACGUGUCACCCUCGGACGAUAUCCUGCGGCGCUUACAAAAACUGCUCCAAGACCAACCGAAGAAAGACUUCCUCGUCCGGGUCAUGUCAGACAUUCACUCUUCUAACGAGAAUUCUGUGUCUCUUGAAAGCUCAGUCGAGUACAAUGGACACCAAGAAUCCUAUCCAGACCCUGGCGAGCGUUUCAUGGAAUGGGUUGAAACACGACCAAGUAUAUGCCAAACGCCAUCAUUCCUGGACGAAGAUCACCAUUUCAAUUUUGAUUCAAAGGAAGAAGUUCAUAUCCCGGGAUCGGCCAAUCAGAAUGGGGGGAUCCCACAAUCACAUUUGGGUCCGGUGUUGGGAAACCCGAAGAGCGUGGGUGAGACGACUGCAAUGCAUCUUGCCGCUUCUCUGGGUUGGGCUCCCAUUGUUCGAUUUCUUCUCAAUCACCCCACAGAAAGAUACAAUAUAAGUGCCAUCAACACCAGUGGGCAGACUCCGCUAAGACUCGCAGUUACCAGGCGAUAUUGGAAGAUUGUCUCGACGCUUCUCGAUCAUGGAGCUUCGGUGGAUCUUCUGUCCGAUGAGGGUCACGCUGUGCUGUUGCAUACAGCACAAAAGGACCAGCAGAGUAUUGUUCAAAGGCUGGUUUCUGGCUCACUGGACCGUGUUCUAUGCAGUCUUUCUUGUAUCACAUUUGUUGAAUAUACCGUGGCUGCUAUUCUUCACCUCAUUCUAGAGGUAUUGUUUCUGGUCAGCGGCUACUUUCCUACGCAAGACCAACUGCGGCAUUUUGAGCGGAAGUGGGUACACAUGGCAUUCAGUCUUUUCACGGACAACAGGAAAAAGGAUAUACAACUCGUUGCGAAUCUCCGGCUUCUCAUGGCGACCUGGAUGGGAGACUGCAUAACCAUCAGGCAACUAAUAUCGGAUGGCAUGGUGUGUUUCAACGCAGAAUGCUCCACGUUUCACAAAACUGCGCUAUUUCUGGCGGUCGAGCUCAAUAACACAGAUGUGGUAGCAGAAAUGCUUGAUCAUGGAGCAAAUGUCAACCUGAGAGGUCUAGGCAACUGUACACUGCUUCACCGCGCAACAUUCAGGAACAAUACCAGGAUGGUCCAGAUGCUUAUCGACCAUAAAGCAGCCGUGGAUUCAAAAGAUGAUGCAGGAAAGACGGCAUGGUCUGCAAAUUUGGAUAAGAAUCAUGCCGGCGUGUUGAAAAUCCUUCUGGAAGCCGGUGCUGACCCAAACACAAAGAUGAAACAAGGAGAAACAAGACUCUACUCAGCCGCUGCAGCUGGCGAAGUCGCAGAGGUUGAUUUCCUCCUCCGGCAAGGCGUCAAUCCAUCCAUCAGGACUGACUUCGGCUGGGCACCUUUGCACUGGGCGGCCUACCAUGGCUUCCUUGGCUGCGUCCAAGCACUGAUUAGAGCCAAAGCUGAGCUGAGUCCAAUUUCCGAUCAAUCAAAAACACCUCUAGACUUGACAUUGGAGAACAAUAAAGACAGCGUGGCGAAAGUCCUUCGUGACGCCGGUGCAAAGACAGCCAGGGAGGUCCUGGCUGAAUUGGGCGACCAUGCUAAUCCUUACUGGGGGUGGAAUUACGGCGGUGACGAUUAUUAUGGCUGGGAUAGUGACGAUGAGAAUCUGGGCGGCAAUUAUAUGUAG
Molecule: messenger RNA, 3219 nt
Organism: Aspergillus steynii IBT 23096
Lineage: Eukaryota; Fungi; Ascomycota; Eurotiomycetes; Eurotiales; Aspergillaceae
Exons: 5
Coding region: 1-3219 (1072 amino acids)
Molecular function (GO): protein binding
Source: RefSeq, a predicted model, not a curated record